AUGGCACAUACAGUUACAGCGUGCUAUUUGGCACUUACUUCUGUCAUCAUGUUGCUGUUGGUUAAAGCAAAAAUAGAUGUGUGCAAGAGGGGUGAUGUGACUGUGGAGCCCUCCCAUGUGAUUUUGUUUGGAUCAGCUGUCAGUAUUUCAUGCUCUCUGAAGCCCAAACAAGGCUGCUCUCGAUAUUCCAGUUUUAACAAGCUAAUCCUCUACAAAGUCCACCAAAGGAUCAAGUUUGCUCAGGCCCAGUCCCUCAGUUUUCAGGUCUCAGAUCUUCCUCUGGGUACAACACUGUUUGUCUGCAAACUGGCCUGUAGCAGUCGUGAGGAGAUUCGAAUAUGUGGGGCAGAGAUCUCAGUUGGCGUUGUUCCAGAGCAGCCCCAAAACUUGUCUUGUACACAGAAGGGAGAACAUGGGACUGUGGCCUGUACCUGGGACAGAGGACGAGACACCCACCUAUAUACUGCGUACACUUUACAGCUAAAUGGACCAAACAAUUUAACUUGGCAGAAGCAAUGCAAUGAUAAUUGUGACCAUUUGGACCUUGGAAUCAACCUAAUUCCUGAAUCAUCUGAAUUCAGUUACACAGCCAGGGUUAUUGCUGUCAAUCGUCUUGGAAGUGCUUCUUCAUUUCCAACUACAUUCACAUUCUUGGACAUAGUGAAGCCUCUUCCUCCGUGGGACAUCAGAAUCAAAUUUAUAAAUGCUUCUGUGAGCAGAUGCACUCUUUGGUGGAGAGAUGAGGGGAUGGUGCUGCUUAACCGGCUCAGAUAUCGGCCCAAUAACAGCAGGUCCUGGAAUAUGGUUAAUGUUACAAAUGCCAAAGGAAGACAUGAUUUGUUGGAUCUGGAACCAGUUACUGAAUAUGAAUUUCAGGUUUCUUCUAAGCUACAUCUUUAUAAAGGUAGUUGGAGUGACUGGAGUGAAUCAUUAAGAAUACAAACACCAGAAGAAGAGCCUACUGGAACAUUAGAUGUCUGGUACGUGAAACAGAACAUUGACUACAGUAAACAACAGGUUUCUGUUUUCUGGAAGAAUCUGAGUGUAUCGGAGGCAAGAGGAAAAAUCCUCCACUACCAGGUGACUUUGCUGGAGGCGGCAGGGGAGAAAGCCACACUACAGAACAUCACAGAACAUACCUCCUGGACCUGGGUCAUUCCCAGAACGAAGAACUGGGCUGUGGCAGUGUCUGCAGCUAACUCAAAGGGCAGUUCCCUGCCCACUCGUAUUAACAUAACGGACCUGUGUGGGGCAGCGUUGUUGGCUCCUGGCCAGGUCUCUGCAAACUCAGAGGGCACGGACACCAUUAUGGUGGCAUGGGAACCUCCUGAGAAAGCUGCCUCUGCUGUGCACGAGUACGUGGUGCAAUGGAGGGAGCUGCAUCCAGGGGGCGACGUGUGGCCCCCUCUAAACUGGCUACGGACUUCCCCCUACAACGUGUCUGCUUCGAUUUCAGAGAACAUAAAACCCUACAUCUGUUACGAGAUCCGCGUGCAUGCACUCUCGGGGGACCAAAAAGGAUGCAGCUCCGUCCGGGGUAACUCUAAGCAUAAAGCACCACUGAGUGGCCCUCACAUUAAUACCAUCACAGAGGAAAAGGGGACCAUUUUAAUUUCAUGGGAUGAAAUUCCAGCCCAGGAACAAAUGGGCUGCAUCCUCCGUUACAGGAUAUACUGGAAGGAACGGGACUCCAGUUCCCCGCCUCAACUUUGUGAAAUCCCCUGUGGGGUCUCUCCAAAUUCCCACCCAAUAAGCGGCCUGCAGCCCGGAGUGACAUACGUCCUGUGGAUGACAGCGCUGACGGCCGCUGGCGAAGGCCCCCAAGGAAAUGAGAUGGAAUUUUGUCUGCAAGGAAAAGCCAACUGGAGCACAUUUGUGGUACCAAGCAUCUGUACUGCUGUCAUCAUGGUGGGCAUUUUCUCAAUGAGUUAUUUCCGGCAAAAGGUAUUUGUCCUCCUUUCAGGCCUCAGACCUCAGUGUUGUAGCAGACAAAUUCCAGACCCAGCAAACAGCACUUGGGCCAAGAAAUAUCUCAUUGUGGAGGAGAAGAUGCAGCUGCCCUUGGACAGGAUCCUAACAGACUGGCCCACUCCAAAAGAACCUGAGCCCCUGGUCAUCAGUGAAGUCCUUCAUCAAGUGACCCCAGCCUCCAGACAUCUCGUUCACCACAACUGGCCAGAAAAGGGAAAAGGAGUCCAAGGUCACUAUUCCUCUAAGGAAGAUACAGGGUACAGUGCCUCAGGCUCACCACCUCCAAGAACUCUCACAGCAGAGACAGGACAGCUAGUGGAUCUGUACAAGGUGCUGGGGAGCAGGGGCCCUGACUCAAAGCCAGGAAACCCAGUAAGCCCCUUGCCAGUCCUCCCAGUGGACUACCUUCCCACCCAUGAGGGCUACUUACCCUCCAACAUAGAUUAUCUCCCUUCACACGAGGCUCCUGUAACUGAGCCCCUGGAAGAACUGGAGCCCCAGCACAUCUCUCUUUCUGUUUUCCCCUCAAGUUCCCUACACCCGCUCACCUUCUCCUGUGGUGAGAAGCUGACUUUGGAUCGGUUAAAGAUGGGGUGUGGCUCCCUCAUGCUUUGA
This is a messenger RNA of Pteronotus mesoamericanus, 2586 nucleotides long. RefSeq names its product interleukin 12 receptor subunit beta 2 (gene IL12RB2). The transcript is spliced from 15 exons. NCBI's taxonomy places the organism in Eukaryota, Metazoa, Chordata, Mammalia, Chiroptera, Mormoopidae. The record is from RefSeq and is a predicted model, not a curated record. Gene Ontology annotation, biological process: cytokine-mediated signaling pathway. Gene Ontology annotation, molecular function: cytokine receptor activity; cytokine binding. The coding region runs from base 1 to 2586 and encodes 861 amino acids. Gene Ontology annotation, cellular component: external side of plasma membrane; membrane; signaling receptor complex.